AUGGAGAAUGUUACUCUCAGCACCCUCAUGAAUUUCACCAACAGUGAACCUUUGGCUAAGAUGCCUGAGAACUCUCUGGAAGUCCAGGUCAUCACCAUAUUCCUCACAUUGCUGAUCUGUGGGGUAGGAAUAGCUGGCAACGUCAUGGUGGUCUUGGUGGUUCUCAGAACCAAACAUAUGAUGACUCCAACCAACUGCUAUCUGGUUAGUUUGGCUAUUGCAGACCUCAUCGUUCUCCUGGCUGCAGGACUGCCCAACAUCUCUGAGGUCGUUUCUUCUUGGAUCUAUGGCUAUGCUGGCUGCUUGUGUAUCACCUACCUGCAGUACCUGGGCAUCAACGUUUCCUCUUGCUCUAUCACAGCUUUCACCGUUGAGCGUUACAUUGCAAUAUGCCACUCCAUCAAGGCGCAGUUCAUAUGCACUGUGUCCAGAGCCAAAAAGAUCAUUGCCUGCGUUUGGAUUUUCACCUCUGUCUACUGCAUCAUGUGGUUUUUCCUUGUUGAUACAGAUGAGAUGGUUUACGCUAAUGGAGUCGUUGUCCGAUGUGGCUAUCGGGUGUCGAGGAACCUCUACAUGCCCAUUUACUUUCUGGACUUCACAUUGUUUUAUGUGAUUCCACUGAUAGUAGCUACUGUGCUGUAUGGGCUGAUUGCUAGAAUACUCUUCAUGAACCCAUUACCUUCAAAUUUGUCAGAAAGAGGAAACGAUUCGAUCCACCAGGGGCGGACGAACAGCACAGUGAAAGUCUCCUGCAAACCGAACAAGGGUGCAGUUUCCUCCAGAAAACAGGUAACUAAAAUGCUGGCGGUAGUGGUGGUCCUGUUUGCUCUGCUGUGGAUGCCUUAUCGCACUCUGGUGGUUGUCAACUCACUGAUGGACCCUCCCUACCUCAACACCUGGUUCCUGCUCUUCUGCCGGAUGAGCAUCUACACCAACAGUGCCAUCAACCCCAUCAUAUACAACGCCAUGUCCCAGAAGUUCCGCACAGCUUUUAAGAAGCUCUGCCACUGUCAGAGUGGCUCCAGCAAAGAGAAGGCAGCCAAACACAGCGCCCCUGUCUACUACAGCGUCAUCAAAGAUUCGUCCCAUGAAAGCCCGGAGUAUGAGACGGAGCAGGAGGACGUUGGUGCGUAUAAUGUCUCGACCAAGAGGGUGAACUUUUCCGAUCAGGCUGGAGGAGCGGUCGCUGCAGGCAUGUUCAGUAUUGCUUGA
Colossoma macropomum (tambaqui) is the source of this 1212-nucleotide messenger RNA. RefSeq names its product thyrotropin-releasing hormone receptor. The transcript has 2 exons. The record is from RefSeq and is a predicted model, not a curated record. Bases 1 to 1212 code for a protein of 403 amino acids. Gene Ontology annotation, biological process: phospholipase C-activating G protein-coupled receptor signaling pathway. Gene Ontology annotation, cellular component: membrane. Gene Ontology annotation, molecular function: thyrotropin-releasing hormone receptor activity. NCBI's taxonomy places the organism in Eukaryota, Metazoa, Chordata, Actinopteri, Characiformes, Serrasalmidae.